UGGUCUCUUUUUACGUUUAUUCCUAAUUAUGGGCGUCUCUUGGCUGCUGGACAUUGUUUCCUAUAUCGAAACUCUACUCUAUCCGGAUGACAUUAAUCCAUUGUAUUAUGUUUCGGAUUUUAUGAAUGCCAUAUUGGGUCUGUUGAUAUUUGUGUGUUUCGUCUUGAAACCCAAGGUCUUGUCGCUAAUCAAAAAGAGAUUAUUUGGUAAGCAAGAUGAAACUGACAACACCACCCAUUCUGAUUGCGAGGAAGAGGAAAUCUCUUUGAAUGGUAUUGGCUCAGAUGUCAGCAAAGAAAGGAAGGAGCUCAACUGAGACCAAUGGUAAAAAGAACUGCAACAUCCCAACUCAGCCUAUCGAAAAUUCAAAUGAGUCCAAUACCAACACGCUA
Musca vetustissima is the source of this 392-nucleotide messenger RNA. RefSeq names its product G-protein coupled receptor Mth-like. The transcript has 3 exons. The record is from RefSeq and is a predicted model, not a curated record. Lineage: Eukaryota; Metazoa; Arthropoda; Insecta; Diptera; Muscidae. The coding region runs from base 29 to 316 and encodes 95 amino acids.